ACAAACAUGGCACCAACUGAGCUGUUGCGUGCAAAGAGUACAGAAAGGUACAGGGUCUGUUGUUAUUUCUGAGAAAGACAACAGCAAAAGUAUGAAGUCUGAGAGCUAAUUCGUGAUGUGUAAAAGCCCAUUUGUAUUGCUGCUAAAUGACGAUAGUUGUAACAAUCAUGUUGUGAAUUCAUUCUGCAUUUAGAAAUAUUUUCAGGUAGACCUACUUUUUCAGGAGUUUCUGAGAGCCAUUGUUCGAGCGCCCCUCAGUGUUUUUACAGAUAUCUGCAAGGUAAAUAAUGCGAAAUCGCUAAGUUUGUCCCUAACGACGUCCUACACAAUUUUUACAACAUGGCUGCUUCCUUGAUGUCGAUGCGGCGAACCUUCAGGCUUGUGCCCCUACUGGCCGCCACACCUCGCCAUUGGAGCUCUAACCCUGGGGCUCCGCCCCCACUGCAAACCAGGCUCCUCCUCUACCUGAGCCAUCGUUUCCAUGACGUCGAGACCCUACUCAGUUGGAUCCCCUGGUUGAAGAGCCGAGGGGUACGACAGAAGAACAUUUUCUAUGGUUACACCCAGGAGAACUUUGGGGACAAUGUUGCAGCCGCGUUUUACAUCCUCAGUUUGAGGGGAGGAUUCAGGUUUGCUGGGCAGUCGGAGUGGUUUCGUUCAAACAAAAGAGGGAAGUUCAGCUGGGACUUCAUAAACCAGCGGGAUGCCACUAUAGAGGAAGUAGAUGCCAGCAACACACUCAUCAACUACACAGGCCUGGAAAACCUGGUAAAACAGAAGAGCCUGCGUACUCUCUCUCUGUGUGGCUGUGUGGAGGUGGAUGACUGGUUUCUGUCCCGCCUCCAUGUCUUCCAGGACACCCUGGAGGAGCUAGAUAUUUCUCACUGUCCUCAGAUCACUGUCGGGGGCCUGGCUUCACUGAGGAAUCUGAGGGCUCUCCGGCGGCUGGACAUAUCCUCCCUCCCCAAGCUCCAGGACCCCGGGCUAGUGGCCAUCCUGUUGGAGGAGAUGCUUCCUCAAUGCCAAGUCACUGCUUUUGGGUUUGAUCACAGCCUGACGUAUAGCCACACACCAACCGACGCCCAGAGAACAGAAUCUGUCCAGGAACAGUAGGCUGAUGAGGCUCUUCCUGGGUCUCCGGGAUGGACUAGCAACGUUGAGGGACACCAUCGAGGUGGUCAGUGCCGGACCUAGUCUUUUGGAGGCCCUAAGCAAAAUUUGCUUUGGGGGGCCCCUAGAGGUCUAGGGCCCUAAGCAACCGCCUAUGUCGCUUAUGCCUAGGGCCGGCCCUGUGCAUGGUGACGGGUGCACAGAUGAGCAGUGCACGCAUUAACUGUUCUUUUCUCUAUUGAUGCUCAUGCCUGUCACUAAGACAGACAGGCUUGGUGUGAUGUCUCUGUUUUGGUGUUAUGGAGUCGCAAUGACAAACAGAUAUACACAUUUAAAAGACCUAUUUGGUAAGCAUCUCAGUUACCUCAGUCCAAAGAUGUGUUUUAUGUUCAGGAUGUUUGAUAUAUGUAUUGUUGUAUAAUUUGCUCCAGAAGAUGCUAUGUACAGUAUAUGAUGAUGGGAUUAUACCAAUAAAAUAUUCCUCAUGUGA
This is a messenger RNA of Esox lucius (northern pike), 1600 nucleotides long. It is a transcript of the gene dmac2, whose product is annotated as distal membrane arm assembly complex 2. Bases 340 to 1113 code for a protein of 257 amino acids. The record is from RefSeq and is a predicted model, not a curated record. NCBI's taxonomy places the organism in Eukaryota, Metazoa, Chordata, Actinopteri, Esociformes, Esocidae. The transcript has 6 exons.